Molecule: messenger RNA, 945 nt
Organism: Yamadazyma jaroonii
Lineage: Eukaryota; Fungi; Ascomycota; Pichiomycetes; Serinales; Debaryomycetaceae
Source: the annotation of a GenBank genome assembly
AUGAAAUUAUUCAAAUCACCUACUGUGUCCUUAUCCAUUUCCUUACCUAGUAAAGACAUAUAUUUUUGUGAAUACAGGCCAAAUAUUGUAUUUGGAGAUUUAAUAGUGAAGAGUAAAAAAGAUGUUACUGUUAGUAACUUUUAUAUAGAGCUAGUUAGUGACUUAACUAAUGCUUUCUAUCAAACUAAUGAUGACAAGCAGAGUAAGAAGUAUUCAAAUGAAAGAUUGAUGAGAUCAAGUAAACAAAUUAAGUUGCAAACCAUUUGUCCCGGUGAGACCGUGAUACCAUUCGAUUUCCUUGAAAUUAUCAGUUACGAAUCCGUAAGUACGAGAAAUGUCCUUUGCCGAUAUCAAUUGAAAGCUGUUCUUCAAACUGACAAAGGAAAAGUGGAAGCCCAACUACCUUUAAAUUUUUUCAAAAAAAUUUGCCCUGAAAUGAUAACUUAUAAAGGUUCAUCACUCAAUUACAAAUUGACGGUACCAAGAUACGUAUUUCUUGGAACUGAAACACAUAUGAAAUUAGAAUUGGAUUCCGUGCCGACAAUAAAAAAUAUUCAAGUGUCUUUACAACAGGAAUUUAAAUAUAAUUGGGUUGACGGAGAUAGAGUCAAAGAAAUAUCCAAUACUGAGACUGCAACUUUAUUAGAGUCUUCUGAUCUAGACAUAAAUGUGAAUUUCCGAGAUUUGUACACUUCACAAGCAGGCUUUAUGUUUGUACAUCCAUGUUACACUUCAGAUUCAUUUGAAUGCAACCAUAAAAUUAAGAUUGAUAUUCUAACUGAAAACGGAAGUUACGAAAUUCUUGAACCUUUGGCUCUCAUGCCAUGUAAGGCUAAAACAGGAAUUGUACCUCCACCUGUUUAUGAUUGUGCUUUGGAAGACACUCCUAUCGAUAUAAGUAGUAUUAACUUACCACCACAUUAUGAUUGUGUUGAGAAGUCUUAG